Molecule: messenger RNA, 1407 nt
Organism: Aspergillus puulaauensis
Lineage: Eukaryota; Fungi; Ascomycota; Eurotiomycetes; Eurotiales; Aspergillaceae
Product: Zn(II)2Cys6 transcription factor
Exons: 2
Coding region: 1-1407 (468 amino acids)
Biological process (GO): regulation of DNA-templated transcription
Molecular function (GO): zinc ion binding; DNA-binding transcription factor activity, RNA polymerase II-specific
Source: RefSeq, a predicted model, not a curated record
AUGGUUGGUGUACCUCACAGCACUGGCUGUUCCCGGUGUCGAGAGAGACGUAUCAAGUGUGAUAAGGCAACCCCAGAGUGUUCACAAUGUCGUCGAUAUGGUAGAGAAUGUCCGGGCUAUCGACGAACGUACAGCUUCCGGGACGAAGGUCCCGGCCUCGAACGUCGACACCUCUCAUCCGCUAGCCGUGCACCCAGACAAUCAGCCUCGGAAACGGAAUCUCCUGUACCAGAUGCUGCAAGAAGGGUUCGCGAUAAUGCACUUGCUAUGAUGCGCCGGUAUGCUUCACUAGGGGACGACUACAUCAGCACGGGCUCUCCCACCCGAAUCUUACUCGAAAGACAACACAUCCAGUGCUUCGCGGACUUCAUUCGCACGGCCUUUCCAACCAUGUACUAUCACAACCGAUUCCGUGCUACCGACCGACUUGACUUUCCAUCGUACGUCAUCCAAGAUGUCGGCUCUCAUAUCUUUCAAGACGCAGCUGUUGCGUGUCUGAGCUCGGUUUAUCUCGCCUAUCUUUCACAAGACUCAGCACUGUUGAAAACAAGCCGGCAGAUGUAUGCGCAGACACUUCACGAGGUCGCCCAUGCGUUGCAGACUCCCGACGCAAUGUCAGAUGCGAUGCUAAGCACCAUGAUGAUGCUUAGUGUUUAUGAAAUGUAUGCCCAGACCAACAACGACGCUUGGGUAGUCCACGCAGACGGUGUUAGACGAUUGAUGGUGAGCCGUGGAGCACGCUCUCAUGCCCAUGGUAUGGCUCGGUCCUGCUACAUUGCCUACCGUGGUUUCUUAGUAGCAACUGCUAUCUACAAGGGGAAGCCCUGUUUCCUUGAUGAGGAGGAAUGGCAGCAUUUAGCGCUCCAUGUCGGGGCGGAGGACUCCCGAAAGCCAACUGAGUGGUCUUCAUCUAUCCAUCCCGCUGAGCUGGUAUUCACGGAGAUAGUCAAGUGCCCACGCUAUCUCAGCGAGGCACUCGAACUCGCGUACUUCUUUCCAUCUCCGUCUGUCACAGCUGCAAUUCCAGACCUAAUGCACCGCGUACGGGCAACCAGUCGUGCCCUUCGUGAGGCAACCGCGAACCUUCGUGCGUCCAUUGAUUACGACCAACGCUCGCAUUCCAGGUCACAGUAUGAAGAUGAAAUGGCCGGCGAAAGUGGCCCUUCUCUUCUCCUCCAGGGGGCCGAAAGUACCAUUUUUGUUAUGAAAGAUCUGCUGGAUCGACUUGUAAGAGCAGCGGCUCGACCAGAAACGAGUUCUGCGCUUUCGUUCCGUGUCGUGUCGGAGUUGGAUCGUGGUCCGCCCUUGGCUCCCAACAACCGGAUUGACUUUCUUGCUGUCACCUGGUUAGAUCGGAUUGCUUCUUCUAUGGGGAUGAUUGGAACUGCAAUCGUUUCGGAUUAUUGA